This is a messenger RNA of Eublepharis macularius, 4409 nucleotides long. RefSeq names its product SMAD family member 7 (gene SMAD7). Gene Ontology annotation, biological process: anatomical structure morphogenesis; BMP signaling pathway; regulation of transcription by RNA polymerase II. Lineage: Eukaryota; Metazoa; Chordata; Lepidosauria; Squamata; Eublepharidae. Gene Ontology annotation, cellular component: heteromeric SMAD protein complex. The transcript is spliced from 4 exons. The record is from RefSeq and is a predicted model, not a curated record. Gene Ontology annotation, molecular function: I-SMAD binding; transcription regulator inhibitor activity. Bases 1326 to 2708 code for a protein of 460 amino acids.
CGGAGGCCGGCCCGGGCUGGAGAGGAGAGGCGAGAGCCGAGGCAAGCCCGAGCCCCCGCAGCCAGAGAGGCACCGCGGCGCCCUCCGCCUGAGGAGAAGGCAGAGCCGGCCGGCCGGCCAGGGAGAGUCCGCGCGGCCGCCUCGCCUCGCCUCAGGGACGGGGAGCCGAGCGCUGAGGGCGCGCGCCGGAGCGCACGGCGAGGGCGAAGGGAGCGCAGAGGGGACCGGCGGGAGGCGGCGGCGGCGGCGCAGGGCGGGCGGCCGCCUCCUCUCUUCCCCUCCCUCCCUCCCUCCCUCCCUCCGUCUUGCCAGGCGAUGCCCGAGCUGGGAGGCGGCGGCGGAGGGCAGCGCAGCGGCCGCUGAAAGAAGGAGUCCGGGCUGGAGAGCGCCCGGGUCGGGGCAGGCGCAGCCGCCGCCGCCGCUCCUCCUCCCGGCUGGCGCUCGGCUUCUCCCCUCCUCCCCGCCCCGCUUCGUUUCGCUGCAAGUGGGUGGAGAGAUCGCCGGGGGAAGAACUUUUGAUCGCCCCCCCCUCCUCCCGCCCCGACGCUGAAAAACUCUCGGGGAGAGAACGAGGGAGGAAGAAAGAGGCGAGCGAGCCGAGGAGGAGAGGAAGAUCAAAGCGCUUGGGGGGAAAGGGCCGAGGACGAGGAGGAGGAGAAGAAGAAGGGCUGCAGAGAGCUGGUGGGGCGCCUGGAGCUCGCCUGAGAAGAAGCCCGAGGGGAAAGGGGAUCUUUGGAUACGGUUGAUCGUUACGUGGAUUUUUUUUGGGAUUCCCCCCCUUUGCUUUCCUCCUCCUCCAGACACAGAUUGCUUUUUUUUUUUGUCUCCUUCGGCUCGCCUGCCCUUUCCCACGCCGCCGUCAGGUUGUCCCGAUCGCAUCCUCCCCCUCCCUCCUCCCUCUCUGCACCUCUCCUUUUGGUUGGAUUAACACCUCUCGGGGAGCGCUUCAGCCUCGGGGAGCCCGUGCGCCUCUGCAGCAAAGGAGGGGGGGGGAAGGUCGGGGUGGAAGAAAUUCCUCGGUGACAAUUUUGCUAUUUAUCAAGGUGGGGGGGAAAAACACCCCGGCCUCUACCGCUCCAAGAAGCUCACCUCGACUGGUGCUUUCAAGGAAGGGCAUGUUUUCUCUUGCCAGUUUCUGACACCCGCCUUUAAAAAAAGAAUCGCCAUCUGCCCUUUCUCCAUCCCGUGCAAAACUUCCUUUAAACUGUAAGGAUUUUUUUUUGGGCCUCCCCCCUGUCUUCUUGGAUUUUGAAGGAUUUCUUUUUCGGCCGAGCCGGGAAGGGUGGGAGGAUUCGAACCCCGGCCUCGCCAGGGUCCGGCGGCGCAUGCUGCAGCCGGCUGUGGCUGGUGCACCACCCAAAGCAGCAGCAGCCCCGCGGCCGCCGCCCGCCGCCCCCCUGCCGUGCUCCCGCUUCUUCCCCAUCAUUUCGGGCUGCUUCUCCUGGCUGCCUGGACUCGGCUCCCGGAUUCUUCAUGAGUGGCGGACGACAUGCCCGUUUUUUAGCCGGGGAACCUUCCUCUCGUCCCGCAUGUUCAGGACCAAACGCUCGGGGCUCGUCCGAAGACUCUGGCGGAGCCGCGCGCCCGGCGGGGAAGAAGGAGGCGGCGAGCCGGGCGACGGCGCGGCGGACGGCCGGGCGCAUGGGGCUGGCGGCGGCGGCGGCGGCGGGAGCCGGGGCUGCUGCAUGGGCAAGUCGGGCAAGCUGGCCAAGGCGCACCUGGGCUCGGAGGCGGAAUUGAAGGCGCUGACCCACUCGGUGCUGAAGCGGCUGAAGGAGAAGCACCUGGAGGGCCUCUUGCAAGCCGUGGAGACCAAAGGGGGCGCCCGCACCGCCUGCCUGCUGGUGCCCGGCAAGGUGGACUCCAAGCUGGGCCCGCACUGGUACUCCCUCCCGCUGCUGCUCUGCAAAGUCUUUCGCUGGCCCGACCUCAGGCACUGCUCGGAAGUCAAGCGGCUCUGGUGCUGUGAAUCCUAUGGGAAAACCCACCCGGACCUGGUCUGCUGCAACCCCUACCACCUCAGCAGGCUCUGUGAACUAGAGUCUCCCCCUCCUCCUUACACCAGAUACCCAAUGGAUUUUCUCAAACCAACUGCAAGUUGCCCAGACUCGGUGCCUUCCUCCACUGAGACAGGGGGAACAAAUUAUCUGGCCCCCGGGGGGCUUUCAGAUUCCCAAGUUCUUCAAGAGCCAGGGGAUCCGUCACACUGGUGCGUGGUGGCAUACUGGGAAGAAAAGACACGUGUGGGUCGGCUAUAUUCUGUCCAAGAGCCCUCCCUGGAUAUCUUCUAUGAUCUACCUCAGGGGAACGGCUUCUGCCUCGGACAGCUCAACUCGGACAAUAAGAGCCAGCUGGUUCAAAAAGUCCGCAGCAAGAUUGGCUACGGCAUCCAGCUGACCAAGGAAGUCGAUGGGGUGUGGGUUUAUAACCGCAGCAGUUACCCCAUUUUCAUCAAGUCGGCCACACUGGACAACCCUGACUCCAGGACGUUAUUGGUUCAUAAAGUGUUCCCAGGCUUUUCCAUCAAAGCGUUCGAUUACGAGAAAGCGUACAGCUUGCAGAGGCCCAACGACCACGAGUUUAUGCAGCAGCCGUGGACUGGCUUCACCGUUCAGAUCAGUUUUGUGAAAGGUUGGGGCCAGUGCUAUACGAGACAGUUCAUCAGCAGUUGCCCGUGUUGGUUGGAGGUUAUUUUUAAUAAUCGAUGACUUGAGACUCUAGAUCGGACUCAGCAAUGACAUUUUAUAACUACUUUGCUGCUAAAUAUCUCCUUCUGAGUGCUUGCUUUUUCAUGCAAACUUUUUUUGUUUGUUUGUUUCUGUUUUGAGAAAUAGCUUAUGGAAAGAUUUCUCUCUCUUUUUUAUUUGGCUUCGGUAUUUUGAUAAGUUUUUUUUUUAACUUUUAAAAAGUGUGAACGACCAAUAACUCAGAAGGGGAAAAGAAGGCACCUGGGGGAGGGGGGAAUGGAUGAGCGUUUGUUUGAACGUGUGUCGUUAGCGAUUGUUUUGUACCCUUUAAAUUAUUGUCCAAACCAGGAGGAUAGAAUUGGACGCAACUUGGGUUUUUGCAUAGCGCCCUCUUUUGAAUACAAAGCAUUUUCUGUUUGUUUGUUUUUUAAAAAAAAAAUUCUGCACGCGCGUGCGCACGCACACACACAGCUCCGGGGCCUGUGCGCCCUCCAUUGGAUCCACAUAAUUUUUGUGCACUUGGGCCACCCUUUUGAGCAUUGUGGAGGGAACAGAUCUUGAGGGUAUCGUGUUUUCUCCGUUGAAACGAACGAAGAAGCCACUGAACACGGUGGAGCUCCGUACGUACUUUGGCGCUCUCGUGGCUUGCAAGAAGUUUGCAGGGUAACUUUGAUUUCAUUCAACGUAUGAGCUAACACCAGGUUCUUGCAAACUUGGUGCUAAAUCAUUCUUACGAGUUCGCUGUGUCACCGACCCCUCACACCACUCCAUCCUACUGUGUCAUUUGCCUUACAGUGAAUCAUUCCAGCUGUUGUUCUUUGCAAAUACACCAGUUCCUUUGCUGGUAGGAAGGAAGCUGACCCUUGGGGUGGUGAAUUCCCCGUAUGGUCACUGGCAUAGAGUGAAUGUACGCAACAUGUAUUCAAACACACAGGGAUAGCUGGGGGGGGGGGGGCAAAUGCAGCAGAGCACACCCCCCUUUUACCAAUAACUUGUUUAUUUUUCCAUCUCUGUUCCUCUUUCCAAGUCACCCCAGCCACUGCACAGACCUCUUGCUUCUACACUUUUGUUUGUGUCAGCUUGGAAGAAAAAAGGCUCACACGCAAAAGGACGUGUGAGGUGGAUAGAGCACGCCUGCGUUUCUCUCAUGCUUUGUGAUCAUCCAUGCUGCCAAGAAAACUGUAAGGGUGCAUGGCCGACACUUUUCAGAUUGAUCUGAGAUGCGGACUUAUUUUUCUUCUGUUUUUUCCCCAAAGGACGAAAAGGAUUUUCAGUAUUUAUCUCCUUGCAGCCUGGCCUGUUCAGGUUUACGAUAGUACUGUUUGCAUCCAGAAAUUGCAGUCAGUUCAUUUCUUUCUUCUUGAAUUCAUACACUUAGUAUGAUGAUUUUACACUGUUCUUAGCUCAAUGAGCAUGUUUCGACCUUAACAUAAGCUAUUUUUCUAAAUAUAAAAGGUUUAAGUGAACAAGAGAAGCAUUCUCUUUGGAAUUUUAGCAUUGAAGUGCUUUCGAAAGUAAAACAGCAACAAAAAGAGACUCCUGAAAAAAAAAUCCUGAGAUUUAUUAAAGAAAAAAAUUGUAUUUUAUGUUAUAUAUAAAUAUAUUAUUACUUGUAAAUAUAAAGACGUUUUAUAAGCAUCAUUAUUUAUGUAUUGUGCAAUGUGUAUAAACAAGAAAAAAUAAGAAAAAGAUGCACUUUGCUUUAAUAUAAAUGCAAAUAAC